Molecule: messenger RNA, 4704 nt
Organism: Tribolium castaneum (red flour beetle)
Lineage: Eukaryota; Metazoa; Arthropoda; Insecta; Coleoptera; Tenebrionidae
Product: orexin/Hypocretin receptor type 1
Exons: 7
Coding region: 118-1455 (445 amino acids)
Biological process (GO): neuropeptide signaling pathway
Cellular component (GO): plasma membrane
Molecular function (GO): neuropeptide receptor activity
Source: RefSeq, a predicted model, not a curated record
CAACCGUAGCGCGUUUAAAAGCUGGCGGAGCUUGAAACUUGUCGCUUGUGCUUGGUGAAAGUGAUCGCAAAAUGUGAAAACAAUUUUUUCUGGCUUUGAAAUCUGGCGGAGAAAAUUAUGGACGCGGACAACUACACCCAAAACGUCCAAAACGACGUCCCGCCCGAAGUUUGGGAAAUCAUCCACGAGUUUUUGCUCGGCCAAGCGAACCCGAAACUAGAUCUGCGGAAACCACAUCUUAGACCUUCUGUAGCGAGCAGUUACCCUUUCAUAUUGUUCAUGUACUCCCUUUUGAUCGUCACGGGAGUGGCGCUCAACGUUUCGGUUUUCAUCCACAUCGUAAGAAAUAAACUUCAAAACGAUGUCACUUGUAGUUUCGUCCUCAACAAUGUCAUUAGUGAUAUUGUCAAAUGUGUGGUAGUUUUGCCCAUAACGCUCUACGUUCUGUUGAUUAAUAACUGGAUUCUGGGCGAACUGCUCUGCUCGUUUCUGCCCAUGUUGCAGGACAUUCCAAUGCAUACAACGACUCUAACGUUCCUGUUGAUGGCAUGGGACAGACUCCGGUUUAUUAGACACCCAACGAAAGCACGUUUUCCAGCUUUUGUCUGUAUUAUUGGAACAUGGCUAGCGUCUGUGUGCUUAGUGCUGCCCUAUCCCAUCUACAUUAUUUAUAUCGAUUUGGGGAAAUACGUCCCAUCAUUGGAUGGUGUGGGAAUUUGUCUCGUCAACUUGGCCGACGACAUGCAGGAAUAUAUGCGAGGAAUUUUCCUGAUAAUGUAUGCGGCUCCUCUCGCCACUAUUUCUUACUUAUACGUAAGAGUUUCCCGCGAAUUGCAGACUCAGCAGAGUUCCCUGACAGUGAUAAAAUUUGAAACUCGGCGAGAAGGACGUUCCAGGACCGAUUCGCACUCGACGACAACGGAUUUCCGAAGCAGCCGUGGCGAUUACGACCGUUCGAGUCAAUACAGCAGAAGUAGUUAUCGCGAUCACGAAAACGGCCGCACACGGUACGAAAACGAAGAGCCCGACUUGGAUGUGGCUAAAGAGAAACGCACUCAGAAGUACUUAGUCCCGAUGGUUACCCUUUACGCUAUCUACUUGUGUCCUCUAAUGAUCCUCCGCUUGGCCCGUCUCGUCCUUCCCGAGACGUACGAAAAUAAUAAAAACUUUGACAUUUCGUACACAAUGUUCGUGUGGGUGGCGUUCGCACCCACCUGUUCCACUCCUGUCCUUUACAUCGUUUGGCAGAUGAACAGAUCUUCAAAGGAGCGUUUGUUGGGAUACUUCCGAUUCAGCAAUCGGAAGCUGAGACAGUCGUGCGAAACGGUAAUAACAGCUGCCGGGACCCCAGCCGUGCCAAGAGCGAAAUGCGGUCAGACUGAGUCGAUUGUACACCAGGUGGAUGAUGGGCAUUCGGACAACAACAGUUUUCAGCACGAUUUUCCUUCGUCCUGAUGAUAUAAAGGGAGGCAUCACUCAAUGGGGAAUUCCUGUCUCUUCCGAGUGGAACAAUUGAUUUGAAUCGGCUCCAUCGCACGUUUUUGUGGAGAGCCGUUCAUUGUACUCGAUGUAAAAUGUCAGCGUGAUCGGUCUGACUGUAAUAAUGCGAAAUAUCCAGCGAGUUUCGAUACUGUGUCUAUUUUUACUUGUUGUACGUCACAAUUUACAGUUGGAAAAAAAUUAAUUGUGAAGAGCAUCACUUCAAAAAACGAACUGCAACAUUUUUCCCUCGAUGAUAAAUUUCAAGGGCAGAUUUUACGACGCAGGUUAAUGUCAGAUUUAAGUAUUUUAAGGCCACCUGGAGAUUUAUUCUUUUUUUAAUGUCUCCUUUGGCAAAAGCUUUCCGGUGGAAAGUAUGAGAAGGGUCGAGGGUUGUUUGUGGUCGGAAUUUAAACCCUUAAAACAUAAAUUUAUUAGAGUUCCCUCUCAGAUAUACCCAUUUUUAACAAUGUUGUUACUUGUUAACAUAUACAGGGAGAGUCUACCACGAGUAUUAUUUACUGUAUCUCUAAAAUUAGUAGUCUUUUUACUUAGGAAAGUCAAAUUAAUUGCGAAUUAGAAGCUAUCUAGCGACAAUAUAAAAAAAAUUAGAAAAAUUCUGAAAAAACUUACGUGCAUAGAAAAAAAAGUACUACAGUAAAACCUCUUAACAACGGUUCACGGUGUAAAUUCUUUAAUUGUCCAUUGUGGAGCGGUGUCCUCAAAUGAGAGAUGGACAAUUUUUAAAUUGCCAUCAUUCUAUAAACGGCCCACCAAAUUUUAAAUCAGUAGCAAAAAUACAAUCUGUCUAUAAAUGAAUGUAUAGUCCUCCAAAUGGGGUAAGGUUAUAUGGCCCGAGUAUCGUAGUAGGUAUUAAGAAUUUGCCGCUUCUUUCCAAAAAAAAACGAACAAUCUUAGUAUAUGAAAAAUUUGGUUUUAUUGGUUUCCUGAGUAGAUAAAAAUUGGUAUUUUUCAGAAAUUUCAUAGAAAUAAAAUAAUUAAAUGCAGCAAAUUUGAAUUCAAGAACCACCUCAGAUCCUACACUCUUUUAUAAGCAGUCUGUAUAUUUUACAAAAAAAAUGUUUUACUCGUACGCAGAGUUCUUGGGUAAUAAUAGUAUGUAUGUUACAUGGAUUAAAAAUAUGUUUUGUAUAGGUUUAGGUGUGUUUUUUGAUUUUUUCAAUUUUUUGACUAUGUUAAUAUCAGAUUCGUGACAGUCUAAAGAUUUUUUAUUGAAGUUUUUAUUUUUAGGUAAGUAUAUUUUAACGAAAGUCUUUUUAAAAUUCUAUUAAAAUUGUUGAAAAAGGAAUUAAACAGAUUUUUUACCUAAAAUCUUCAAUUUUUGUUUGGUUGUUUUUGGGAAUCAUGUUUUUUAUAAUAUUUUUUAUUGGUACUCCAUUUUGCUUGUUAAAAACACGCUGCAGUGCGUUUUUUUUAAGUGUCCAUGCCAACAACAAUAACUCAAAAAACGUGAAGUAUAAAUGGCAUCUUAUUCUUAAUGAUUUUUUAUUAUAAUGUCCAUCAAUUCUAUGACAACGAAAGGUAUACUGAUCUCACAUUACAUUAUUUCCAAUUUUUCUAAUAUUAAUAUCAGUAUUUAUGAUUUCAAAGUGUACCAAUAAAAAAAAUAACGUAAAGUAUUCGUGGAUAACUGGUCUUUAAAACACUUGCUCUAUUUCGAGCACUUCGACUACGCCGUAGUGCUCUAAAAAUCGCGCGUGUUUUAUUGACUUCAAUAUUCACUUAAACUUUAAUAUACAUUGUGUUUUUAAUUGAAUGUCAUCUAGUUAACUUUGAAAAUUGUGCCGUUCUGCUCAAUUGAAUCCUCUGUCAGUAAAUGUCGCAUCUGUCAGUUGAGAAAUUCACUUAAUUUCUUUUAAAAUUUUUGUUAAAAUGCAACUUAAUUGUUACACCGUACAAGAAAACACUUUUAUUAUCGAAGCUUAUUUCCGUAUUAGAGACAUAGUAAAUAGAGAAUGAUAAUAUUCGAUGUCUAAAUGCCUGUCAUUAGUAAUAUGAAGCGGCAUUUUCUGAUUUUACAUGAGACGACUAGAUGAGAAUCAUUUAAAAACACAUUGUACUAUUUUACAUGAUACAUAAUGCUAGCUAUUUUUAACACGUUCAAAAUAUUCAGACAGCAUGAGUUUACUGUGGUUCUAAGGCAAGUUUUCCCUUUAUGAAAAUCGUCUUCAUCGAUUUUGUUAUCACGUUUUUCUAAAAAAAAAUUCAUGCACUCAUUGAUAUUUAAUUAUGGAUUUUCGUCAUAGAAUUUUUUAUUAAUUCCCACAAGGUUCUUGAAACAAAUAUUCGUUCUUUGCACCAUCAGUCAUCUCAUCAGUGUCAUCACUCAUCACUCUGUCGGUCUGUCCGUUGUAAGAGGUAAAUUUAUAUGAUAUUAUGGUAAUUGGGGAAUGUUUUUGUCCGUGUCCGCUAUACAGAGUAUCCGCUGUAGAAAGGUUUGUUACAUUAUUUUUCGAUGCUUUUGUUAAUUUCCUACAAAAGUAUCCGUUAUUCGGCGGUGUCCAUUAAGGGAGGUUUUACUGCAUUUAAUAAACAAAUGCUGGUUUCUGUGUUGUUAUUAGUUUUUGAGAUACAUGAAAUUAUACUUUUAGCAGACACCUUGUAUUAUAGACGUAGACAGAAAAAUAAUUAUCCAAAACAGGAAGCAACGUUUAGGUUUACUGCAAUAGGAGUUUCCACAUAAUAGUACUAUUUAUGUUUUAAUUUCUUUUGAACUGGUGCUUUACACACAUUUAGGGUUUAAUUGAAUUAAUUCACAUACACAAACAAUUACCCAAUUUUGUGGUAAUAAUGCUUGAAACAUUAAAAUGGAAUUUUAUCAUAUUUUUACUUAAACAGACAUUAUCGGUGUGUAUUUGCUGGCAAACUUCGUAUGUAUAUAAUCGAUUUAUUUAAACUAACUCAAAUGAAUCGAAAAUGCAUUACAUUAAUUAAAAGAUAUACAAAUGUUAUAACAGCUUAAGAUUUUAUAGUUGUUUAAUAAGAGCAUGCCAUUUUUUGUCGUGAAAAACCGAGUUUCAAUAAAAAAUCCACUCGGAAUAGCUUUUUUGUUAUGUUAGUGGAUUCUUUUGAUUGAAACUUGAUGUGUAUAGAAACCUAAUACGAGACUCCAUUUUCACACGGUUUUUGUUGUGAUAUUGUUAUUUAUAGAUUGUGACAAAAUUAGCUACUUAAGCAUUUAAUAAAUAAUAUUUUAUUUAAUUA